GAGAUACAGAUGACCCGCCAAGAAUUACUCAGAAUCCUGUCAUCAAUGGGAAUGUGGCCCUGAGUGACGGGCACAGCAAUGCGGAAGAGGACAUGGAGGAUGACACCAGUUGGCGCUCCGAGGCAACCUUUCAGUUCACCGUCGAGCGCUUCAGCAGACUGAGUGAGUCGGUCCUUAGCCCUCCGUGUUUUGUGCGAAAUCUGCCAUGGAAGAUUAUGGUGAUGCCACGCUUUUAUCCAGACAGACCACACCAAAAAAGCGUAGGAUUCUUUCUCCAGUGCAAUGCUGAAUCUGACUCCACGUCGUGGUCCUGCCAUGCACAAGCUGUGCUGAAGAUAAUAAACUAUCGAGACGACGAGAAGUCAUUCAGCCGCCGGAUUAGCCACCUGUUCUUCCACAAGGAGAAUGACUGGGGAUUUUCCAACUUUAUGGCCUGGAGCGAAGUGACUGAUCCUGAGAAAGGAUUUAUAGAUGAUGACAAAGUUACUUUUGAAGUCUUUGUACAAGCAGAUGCACCCCAUGGAGUUGCGUGGGACUCAAAGAAGCACACUGGCUAUGUUGGCUUGAAGAAUCAGGGAGCGACUUGUUACAUGAACAGCCUGCUGCAGACUUUAUUUUUCACAAAUCAACUACGAAAGGCUGUGUACAUGAUGCCAACUGAGGGUGACGACUCUUCUAAAAGUGUCCCUUUAGCAUUGCAAAGAGUGUUCUACGAGCUACAGCACAGCGACAAGCCUGUAGGAACUAAGAAAUUGACCAAGUCCUUUGGGUGGGAAACUUUAGAUAGCUUCAUGCAACAUGAUGUUCAAGAGCUGUGUCGAGUGUUGCUUGAUAAUGUGGAGAAUAAGAUGAAAGGCACGUGUGUGGAAGGCACCAUCCCCAAGCUGUUCAGAGGCAAAAUGGUGUCCUACAUCCAGUGCAAGGAAGUAGAUUACCGCUCUGAUAGAAGAGAAGAUUAUUACGAUAUCCAACUAAGUAUAAAAGGAAAGAAAAACAUGAUUGUGUUGAAGGGCUCGCUGCAGCAGGGAGCUAGGCACGCACCUAUCGUUGCAGAGGACCAGUUUUGCGGCCACCAAGGAAAUGACAUGUACGAUGAAGAGAAAGUGAAGUAUACUGUGUUCAAGGUUCUGAAGAACUCCUCCCUCUCCGAGUUUGUCCAGAGCCUCUCCCAGACCAUGGGAUUUCCACAAGAUCAAAUUCGAUUAUGGCCCAUGCAAGCAAGAAGUAAUGGAACAAAGCGACCAGCAAUGCUAGAUAAUGAAGCAGACGGCAAUAAAACAAUGAUUGAACUCAGUGAUAAUGAAAACCCUUGGACAAUAUUCCUGGAGACAGUUGACCCUGAACUGGCUGCUAGCGGAGCAACAUUACCCAAGUUUGAUAAAGAUCAUGAUGUAAUGUUAUUUUUGAAGAUGUAUGAUCCCAAAACGCGGAGCUUGAAUUACUGUGGGCAUAUCUACACACCCAUAUCCUGUAAAAUACGUGACUUGCUCCCAGUUAUGUGUGACAGAGCAGGAUUUAUCCAAGACACUAGCCUUAUCCUCUAUGAGGAAGUUAAACCGAAUUUAACAGAGAGAAUUCAGGACUACGAUGUGUCCCUUGACAAAGCCUUGGAUGAACUGAUGGAUGGUGACAUCAUAGUGUUUCAGAAGGAUGACCCUGAAAACGAUAACAGUGAACUGCCCACCGCAAAGGAAUAUUUCAGAGACCUCUACCACCGCGUGGACGUCAUCUUCUGUGACAAAACCAUCCCCAAUGACCCUGGAUUUGUGGUCACGUUAUCCAAUAGGAUGAAUUACUUCCAGGUUGCAAAGACAGUUGCGCAAAGACUCAACACGGACCCCAUGUUGCUGCAGUUCUUCAAGUCCCAAGGUUACAGGGAUGGCCCAGGUAACCCUCUUAGACAUAAUUAUGAAGGUACUUUAAGAGAUCUUCUACAGUUCUUCAAGCCUCGACAACCCAAGAAACUUUACUAUCAGCAGCUUAAGAUGAAAAUCACAGACUUUGAGAACCGGCGAAGUUUUAAGUGUAUAUGGCUAAACAGUCAGUUUAGGGAAGAGGAAAUAACACUAUAUCCAGACAAGCACGGCUGUGUCCGGGACCUGUUAGAAGAAUGUAAGAAAGCCGUGGAGCUUGGUGAAAAGGCAUCAGGGAAACUCAGGCUGCUAGAAAUUGUAAGUUACAAAAUCAUUGGUGUACAUCAAGAAGACGAACUGUUAGAAUGUUUAUCUCCAGCCACGAGUCGGACGUUUCGAAUAGAGGAGAUACCUCUGGACCAGGUGGAUAUAGAUAAGGAAAAUGAGAUGCUGAUCACAGUGGCCCAUUUCCACAAAGAGGUGUUUGGGACCUUUGGAAUUCCGUUUUUGCUGAGGAUACACCAGGGCGAGCAUUUCAGAGAAGUGAUGAAGCGGAUCCAGAGCCUGCUGGACAUCCAGGAAAAGGAGUUUGAGAAGUUUAAAUUUGCAAUUGUGAUGAUGGGCCGACACCAGUACAUUAACGAAGAUGAGUAUGAAGUGAACUUGAAAGACUUUGAGCCGCAGCCUGGUAACAUGUCUCAUCCCCGGCCUUGGCUAGGGCUCGACCACUUCAACAAAGCCCCAAAGAGGAGUCGCUACACUUACCUGGAAAAGGCGAUUAAAAUCCACAACUGACUUCCUCUCCAGUGUCGACGGCGAGGGCAGCGUGGUGUGUGUCCUUUACCAGCCGCAGAACUUUGGUACACGUGCGCUCUAGCCAGUCUCCAGCAAGAGGAUGUGCUGCUGAUGUUAAUUUUAUUUUGUUGAGGCUGUUCGGUUUGGCUUCUCUGUAUCUAUUGACUGCCCUUUUGAGCAAAAUGAAGGUGUUUUUAUAAAGCUCGGACGCCAGUGAGAGUUAUUUUAUGGUAACCACAGUGCAAGGCCGCUCAGCAUCACGGGGAGCAGAGGUGCCUAGGAUGGGUCCCCACGGGCAGCCUCUGGGCACAGGUGGGCGGGCUGCCGCCGGGGUCGCAGCCCUGCAGCUAGAUAGGCCUGCGUAGGCUCCUUCAGUUAAACUUUCAAUGACCUUUGUGCAUCUGUAAAGGCAAACCGAGAAACUCACAACCUAAUAAAUAGCGCUCUUUCCUUCUCUGUGUGCACUGUCAGCCUUCCUCGGCUCGUCCCGCCCGCUGCCCGGGUCCUUCAUAGCCCUCGUCACGCCUGUCACCCGGCAGCCACCACUGUAGUGCAGCCCCAUCGCAAAGUGGGCGCACCGAACCAGCCCUCACACGCGUGGGGCUCUGGCCUGGAGAAGGUUGUGAAAUACAAUGAAGGUUUACUCUGCUGCCCCUUGGCAGGCCGAUCAGAACGGGUGACGGUUCCAAAUCGGACUCGAGGACCCGGAGCUGCCCGCGACGAGGAGAGAGCCUUUAGAAGAGGGUGCGCUCGCUAGUGGUAGGAAGCUGUUGACUUUGUAAAAAAAAAAAAAGAAAAGAAAAAGGAAAAAAAGGUAAAAAGAGGGAAAAAGGAGAGAUGAAAUUGUAUAUUUAAUGAAUGACCAUGUACAACUUGGCACGGGGGAGGGGGUCUGCGAGCGAGCUCGGGGCUGUCCAUUGUGUCCCUGCUCCUCGCCGCUGAGCCGACGCCCCUGCGUGUCUAGUCUGGAGUGCAGUCGGAUAGGAUCGGCAAUCACUUAUUUCCUCCUUCCCAGUAUUUUUUGUUUUGUUUCUGUAGCAGCGGUGUGCACCAACUCUCCUGUAUAUUGCCUUUUUGCUGGAAAAUGUUGUAUGUUGAAUAAAAUUUUCUAUAAAAAUGGAAA
This is a messenger RNA of Dipodomys ordii (Ord's kangaroo rat), 3771 nucleotides long. RefSeq names its product ubiquitin specific peptidase 7 (herpes virus-associated) (gene Usp7). The transcript is spliced from 26 exons. The record is from RefSeq and is a predicted model, not a curated record. Lineage: Eukaryota; Metazoa; Chordata; Mammalia; Rodentia; Heteromyidae. Gene Ontology annotation, biological process: regulation of protein stability; protein deubiquitination. Gene Ontology annotation, molecular function: cysteine-type deubiquitinase activity; protein binding; cysteine-type endopeptidase activity. Gene Ontology annotation, cellular component: nucleus; cytosol. The coding region runs from base 93 to 2648 and encodes 851 amino acids.